Messenger RNA from Felis catus (domestic cat), 2901 nucleotides. RefSeq names its product fibrous sheath CABYR binding protein (gene FSCB). Gene Ontology annotation, biological process: negative regulation of protein sumoylation. The record is from RefSeq and is a predicted model, not a curated record. NCBI's taxonomy places the organism in Eukaryota, Metazoa, Chordata, Mammalia, Carnivora, Felidae. The transcript is spliced from 2 exons. The coding region runs from base 210 to 2723 and encodes 837 amino acids. Gene Ontology annotation, cellular component: sperm principal piece; sperm fibrous sheath. Gene Ontology annotation, molecular function: calcium ion binding.
GACUAAACAAGAAAGAUGCUUACUGAGUAAGGUGGGAUCCAACAAGGGUGUAGUACAGAAUGCAACAAUUUAUGAAUUACUUUUUUCUAAGGUAGCUAAACAUAACAACAUUUAAUGAAGAAAGGCAAACUUACCUAUCUGGUAUAUUUGUGAUUCCUGAUGAUUAAUUACUUGAAGAUUAAUACAUUUGAAAUUUACCAGUCUUAGAAAUGGAAGAAAGUGAUGAACCUGAUCAGCCUAUCUCAGCAGGGAGGCAAGAAAUUCGAAAGAGAAGAAGACCCAGUCAACCAAUGGUAGAUAAAUCCCAGCAGACCGAAGUGACAGAGAAAAAGAAAAAUUUGCCUAUAUCACAAUCAUCUGGCCCUAAAGCUACCCUUAGUAUUGGUAACAUUCCUGGAAGUAAAGUCAAUGGUGAGCCUUUCAGAGUAUCUUCUCAACUUCGGCAAACUUGGACAAAGAGAAAGCAUGUACAGGAUAUGACUGAUAAAUCUCUGCAAACAGACACUAUUGUAGAAGAGAAAAAAGAAGAAAUCAAACCAGUUGGUGAAACAGUGGUACCUGAAGAAAUGCCAGCUGCUCUUGGAGAAGCAGUCCCUGAAUUUCCAGAAAGUGUUCAGAAAGUAGAAAUUCUGACAAGCAGACACUCAAUUCAAUUCAAAAUAGACAGAUCUCAGCAGACCAGUUGUACUGGAGACUGGACAAUGAUGAACAUUCCUCAAAAAGAAACAGUGGACAGAGAACAGCAGACGUACUUUAGUGAAUCAGAAAUAGUGGUAAUUGGUAGGCCAGAUAGCUCUUUUUCGAAGUCAAAUGAAGUUGUGCAGAAACGUAAAUCUUCAGGGAAGAUUUUCAUUAGUGAACAUCCUGAAUUGCAACCCUCAACAAGUAGAGAUGAAGCAAUUAGGCAGGUAGGUAUUAGCAGAUCUUCAUUUAGCCAGCAAAGCAAAAAAGGUAGUUUGGUACCUUUAGAAGAUGAGCAGUACGUUCUAGGUGAGGUCCAGCCUCCCAUUGCAGAGGAGGUCUCUGCUGAAGUGCAACCUACACCAGCUGCGGACAUUAUUGCAGGAAAGUCCGCUACUGAACUUCAGCCUCCACAAAUUGAGGAGGCUCCAGCAGAAAAGGGCCCUGCCAAAGUACAGCCAACCCUGGGUGAAGAGGCUCUUUCAGAAGGGCCUCUUGCUGAAGUUCAGUCUCCAAAAGUUGAAGAAGCUCCUGUACAGCCUUUCCCAGAUGAAGAGACUCCUGAAGAAGAGGCCCCUGCUAAAGUAGAGUCUAUCUCUGCUGAAGAGGCUUUUUCAGAAGAGCCUCUAUCAGCUGUGGAGGCCCCUACAGAAGAGGCCUCAGCUGAAGUUCAGUCUCCACCAGCUGAAGAGGCCCCUGCAGAGGAGGCCCCAGCUGAAGUUCAGUCUCUACCAGCUGAACAGGCCCCUGCAGAGGAGGCCCCAGCUGAAGUUCAGUCUCUACCAGCUGAACAGGCCCCUGCAGAGGAGGCCCCAGCUGAAGUUCAGUCUCCACCAGCUGAACAGGCCCCUGCAGAAGAGGCCCCAGCUGAAGUUCAUUCUCCACUAGCUGAGGAGGACCUUGCAGAAGAGGCCCCAGCUGAAGUUCAGUCUCCACCAGCUGACGAGUCCCCUGCAGAAGAGGGCCCAGCUGAAGAUCAGUCUCCACCAGCUGAGGAGUCCCCUGCAGAGGAGGCCACAGCUGAAGUUCAGUCUCCACCAGCUGAAGAGGCCCCUGCAGGAGAGGCCCCAGCUGAAGUUCAGUCUCUACCAGCUGAACAGGCCCCUGCAGAGGAGGCCCCAGCUGAAGUUCAGUCUCUACCACCAGCUGAACAGGCCCCUGCAGAGGUGGCCCCAGCUGAAGUUCAGUCUCUACAAGCUGAGGAGACCCCUACAGAGGAGGCCUCAGCUGAAGUUCAGUCUCUACCAGCUGAGGAGGGCCCUGAAGAGGAGGCCCCAGCUGAAGUUCAGUCUCCACCAGCUGAGGCCCAAUUUGAAGUUUAUUCUCCACCAGCUGAGGAGGCCCCUGUAGAAGAGGCCGGAGCUGAGGUUCAGUUUCCACCAGCUGAGGAGACCCCUGCAGGGGAGGCUCCAGCUGAAGUUCAGUCUCCACCAGCUGAGGAGUCCCCUGCAGAGGAGGCCCCAGCUGAAGUUCAUUCUCCACUAGCUGAGGAGGUCCCUGCAGAAGAGGCUCCAGCUGAAGUUCAGUCCCCACCCGCUGAAGAGGCCCCUGCAGAGGAGGCCCCAUAUGAAGUUCUGGCUCCACCAACUGAGGCCCCAGCUAAAGUUCAGUCUCUACCAGCUGAGGAGGAUCCUGAAGAAAAUACCUCAUAUGAAAUUUGGUCUCCAUCAGCUGAGGAGGCCUCUGCUGAACUUCGGUCUCCGUCAACUGAAGUCACUACUUUAGAAAUGGUCUCUGUUGACAAACAGUUUCCAGAAGACAAGGAGGACUUUAUUACACAAAUCUCUGUAGAAAAUGACCUUAUUCCACCAUCUGAACAAACUGCUGCAUAUGAGGCUCUGGUAGACCAUGUGUCUACUGAAUAUCAAAAUCUCCAGACUGAUGUCCCAGGGAUAAAAUUAGAAUCAAAGGUUUUGGAAGAUCAGCAAAAACUCGAAGGGCCUUUGGAACUGGAUCCUGUCCCUGAAGAUUUGCCUAAUAUCAAGAAAGAACAGGUUCCUACCUUUGAAAUAGAGGGUGUCAUCCAUGUACAACUAGAAUAGAGGCCUCUUCCUCAGCUCUAAUUAGCUCUUAACUAAGCUAGCAAUCAGAAGCUACAGGCUUCUGGACAUACACACUUAAGAAAAGUAUAGGUAUCUGGAAGUAAAUACCUAAAAGGAAAUCCCAAGAUGUGGACUGCUGGCUGGAAAACGAACAAUAAAAACUAGUGGUUUAAAAUUA